Daphnia pulex (common water flea) is the source of this 2423-nucleotide messenger RNA. RefSeq names its product BTB/POZ domain-containing protein KCTD12-like (gene Ktl). Gene Ontology annotation, molecular function: protein binding. The record is from RefSeq and is a predicted model, not a curated record. Lineage: Eukaryota; Metazoa; Arthropoda; Branchiopoda; Diplostraca; Daphniidae. The transcript has a single exon. The coding region runs from base 447 to 1385 and encodes 312 amino acids. Gene Ontology annotation, biological process: protein homooligomerization.
ACGCACUGCCGUCAGAUAGAUGAAAAGGCAAGAAAUUUGUUUGUCUCUCUCUCUCUAGUUCUAGUUCUAGUAUAUAUAUACACUGUGCCAGAUAUAUUAUUAUAUAAAAGCAAGCGGUGGUGGGACUUUUGAGCGCAGACGGAACGGGCCAGCCGAUCCGGACGGACCUCCGCGCAUUCGAUCCAGCAGCACCCAGCAACAUCAUUUCGAUUUAUUAUUACAUCAUCCGGCCAUCAACGACGAAUUCCAUUUUGUAGGCCUAACUACACACAUCAGCCAUUCUCUAUACCAAAUUUAAAGUUGAAUUACAUCAUCAUCAUUUGAAAUCGAUUUUGUGUCAUCGGUGUGAUCUUUUGUGUGACCCCGCCCGCGAAAUCCAAAGAGAAAAAGUGUCAAAAAAUUAUUGGCGGGUUUUUUGAAUCCCCAAAAGGAAACCAAAAAGAAAAAUGGCGACCGGGAAUGGCGGUAAUGCAAUCGCCGGAAGUGCUGCCGGAAGCGGUCUCAACACCAGCAGUAGCGGAGGUGCCGGAGGACUCUUCCCGUCCAUUGUGGAGUUGAACGUGGGCGGCGUCCACUACACGACGACCCUGUCGACUUUGACCAAAGAUCCCGACUCGCUGCUGGGCCAAAUGUUUUCGGGCCGUUGGCGUCCUGGCGGCUUGAGUCCCGCCGGACCGCCGCCGCCCGUUCUGCGGGACUCGAAGGGCAAGUACUUUAUCGACCGUGACGGAGUUCUCUUCCGCUACACGCUCGACUUCCUGCGCAACCAGAAACUGACUCUGCCCGAGAACUUUCACGAGUGCGAGCGGCUCAAACAGGAGGCCGACUACUUCCAAAUGGCCGAAAUGAAGUCCACCCUGCUGGCCGCCACCAGCGGACUCAACUCGUCCUCGGCCCGUCUCUUGCCCGCCUCCUCCUCUCCCGACGCCCUCAAUCCCGACGAUCUGCUGGCCGGCGAUGGAAUCGUCUCCCCGACCAUCGUUCCCGAAUUGGCCGUCGUUCUACCGCGCUCGUCCGGCUACAUUACCGUCGGCUACCGCGGGACGUUCGCCUUCGGUCGCGACGGGCUGGCCGACGUCAAGUUCCGCAAACUCUCGCGCAUUUUGGUGUGCGGGCGGGUGGCUUUGUGCCGCGAAGUGUUUGGCGAGACGCUGAACGAGUCGCGGGACCCCGAUCGCGGGGCCAGCGACCGCUAUUCUUGCCGAUUCUUCCUCAAGCACACCUUCCUCGAGCAGGCGUUCGACAUGCUGCAAGAGGCCGGCUUCCAUUGCGUCGCCUCCUGCGGAUCGGGAACGGCCUCGGCCGGCACCGACAUCAAACCCGGAAUGGACUCGGAGGAGAAUCGCUGGAAUCAUUACAAUGAAUUCGUUUUCGUCCGGCGUUGAUCAAUUGAUUUAUGAAGAUAUUAUUCUCAUCUCUUUAAUAUGAUUUGUUAUUAUUUUCAGUUAUAUUAGAUUAUUAUAUAUUAUGAUUUGCGCUGUGUGUGCUGUGAAAUGUUCACCAUCGCUGUUGUAUGAAGAACAAAUUAACAAACAUCUCUAUAUUGAAAAGAAAUGAAGAAACAAUAAUUGAACAACUGAAUUAUAGUAUACUGAACCAAAAUCCCAUCAGCAUCAGGUCGCGGUUGUAUAAAACAUGAAAUAAUUCAAAUUCCAGUCAUCAUCUCUAUAAUAAUAUCGAAUUUUUCGUCUCUCUCUCUCUCUCUCUCUCUCUCUCUCUCUCUCUCUUGUUAUAUAUUUGUUUUGUUUGAUUCAUUAUUAUUAUUAUAUUAUGAUAUAUAUAAUCUAUUACAAUAGUUGAUUCUUCCCCCUCCUUCCAAUCAGCAGGUCAAUCUCAUUAUUAUUCAAUAAAUGAUUUGAAUUCCAUCAUUUCUUUACAUCCUAUAUAUUAUAAUUCAGUCCUCCAUCAGAAUAUAAUCGUCGGACAAGGAUCAUCAGCGACAGUUUGAAUCAACAUUCCCCAGCAUAUAUAUUCCAUUACAAAUGAUGCCAUUCGUUAUUUCUAAUAGCCUAUAUACGUGCUGUGCUACAAUUCUAUCAAAUUAUAUAUAGGGGCCUAUCGGGCCUACAAUUCGCGGUUAUAUAUUUCAGAUGAUGAUGUUCACACACGCACACGAUCCGCCCAGCUGCUGUUAUUCUGCACAUCAUAGACAGCAGGGCGUGAAAAAGAGAAAAAACACAUCGACAGAACUGGAUUACAACAGCACAAAUUUUGUUCCUCCCCGAGAAAACCAAAUUUUGGUUAUUAUAUAAUUCUUACAUUGUUUUAUUCUCUCCCCCCCCCCUCAUCUCUUCUCCACCCUUUUUCUUAUAUACAUAUAUAUGCGCCCUCCCAAAUAAUCUUGAUAUAUUCAACUCAUAUUAUUUAGCACUUCUAUAAUAUAGGAUGACAAAGUGGAAAAAAACUGAAUAAAUAAAAGAAAA